Messenger RNA from Salvia miltiorrhiza (redroot sage), 1934 nucleotides. RefSeq lists its product as uncharacterized. Lineage: Eukaryota; Viridiplantae; Streptophyta; Magnoliopsida; Lamiales; Lamiaceae. The coding region runs from base 507 to 1673 and encodes 388 amino acids. The transcript is spliced from 8 exons. The record is from RefSeq and is a predicted model, not a curated record. Gene Ontology annotation, cellular component: membrane. Gene Ontology annotation, biological process: regulation of peptide transport.
CCAAUUGGUAAUGCUCAAAUGAGACUAGAGAGAGACUCCUCCCCACUUGUGAUAUAAAUUUGGUGUGUGUGAGAGAGAGAGAGAGAGAGAGGAGGAUUGAGUUGAAAGCAAGUGCGAGAAGUUUGAGAGGGUUUGACAAGCUGUAAUUCACACGUGAAGGCAAAAAAGUCUCCAUUUUUCAAAACUAAAAUCAGAUUACAGUAAGAAUUAAGUGGAGAUUCUGUUUUCGUUUCUAUCUAAGCUCUCAAUUUUUUUAUCCCCACUUCUUCAUUUUCAUUCAAUUUUGUUGCUGCACUUCGCCAUCAAUCUACAGCUUAUCGUGAUGGGCACCAACCUAACUACCAAAUACUGAGUGAUUCACACGCCCUUUAGGUGUCGGUGGCAUUAUUCCCAGAUUCUGCAGUUUUUUUGGCGAAACAAGAUCCCCAAGUCCAGAAAGUUGAGAUCUUCGUUGUUUAUCUUGGUCAAGAUCAAAUUUUGGAAUCUGGGUUUUUGUUGAAUCUGUGAUGGGGUGGAGAUACAGAGCUGGUUUGCUUUUAAUUGCUACCGUUGUCGUUAUUUGGGUUGCUUCUGCUGAGGUUACACAGGAUAUUUUUACAGACUAUAAGCAGCCAUUUGCUGUGACUUACCUCGGAGCUUCUUUAAUGGUGAUUUACAUACCUAUAGCAUUCAUCAAAGAUUGGUUAUGUAAUAUCUUGAAGAAACGUGGUAGUCGAAAGGGUCAAGUUUCGAAUGAUGACGUUUGUCCCGGUCUAGGCUCUGCACAGAAAAUCUUUGAAAUCGAAAUUCAAGGACACAUUAACAGGAAAGACAGCGAGGUAGACCUUUCGGAGCAUGAUGAGGGAAAGCCUUUGGUUCCCAGGCAAGUAGAUGAUUCUAGAAGUAUCAAACCCGAGAAAGAAAUCACGGCCAAAGAAAUCGCUACUUACGGAUUUUAUCUCGCCCCUCUUUGGUUUAUCACGGAGUAUUUCUCGAAUGCUGCUCUUGCACGCACGAGUGUUGCAAGUACCACCGUUUUAUCCUCCACCUCGGGACUGUUCACUCUCUUCUUCGGGGCAUUCUUGGGCCAAGAUACCUUAAAUAUUGCAAAGAUAGUUGCUGUGUUUGUCAGCAUUGGCGGUGUUGUCAUGACGACCCUAGGAAAAACUUGGGCUGCUGAUGAGUCGGAGCUGAAUAUGUCUUCAAGUAGCAAACGCUCUCUUUCCGGGGAUGUAUUUGGGCUUCUAUCAGCUACGACUUACGGUUUAUUCACUGUGCUGCUCAAGAAGUUUUCUGGUGAGGAAGGAGAGAGGGUCGACGUGCAGAAGCUGUUCGGUUAUAUUGGCCUAUUCACACUCGUGGCUCUUUGGUGGCUUGUGUGGCCAUUGACAGCUUUAGGUAUAGAACCCAAAUUCACCAUUCCUCAUUCUGCUAAGAUGGAUGAAGUUGUGAUUGCUAAUGGGCUCGUUGGGAGCGUUCUUUCGGACUAUUUCUGGGCGUUAUGUGUCGUCUGGACAACACCGCUGGUGGCCACCUUGGGCAUGUCUCUCACCAUCCCGCUCGCCAUGGUGGCCGACAUGAUGAUCCACGGGCGGCAUUACUCCGCCAUCUACAUUCUUGGCUCGAUUCAGGUGUUUGCAGGAUUCGUGAUAGCCAAUCUUUCCGAUAGACUCUCGAAGCUGCUGGGGUUGUAGCGUUUGCACGAGUACGAGAAUCGGAGAUGAAACCGGAGUGAAUCGACUAACGAGGAAUCGAUGUUCCGGCGUCUGUAUAUUUGUCACCACCAACGUUGAUCAUGAAAUGUUGUUUCAUGUCUUUAACUUCAUUCUUGAUUUAUUUGCCAUUGAUUUUGGAGAAUUUUGGAUACACACAUUCAUUAUAUGUAGCCAUUGUGUUGAUAACUGACUUUGGCCUCAAAAGUUUUGCAAUUUAAUACUAUUACUUUUUUGUUCUUA